AUGGCGUCCAAACCGCCGAAGCGGCCAAUUCGGAUCGCGAAUUGUUCUGGAUCGAUAAGCGAUCCCGGCGUUUACAUGUACAACCAGGCCAAGGGCGGCCCGGUCGAUGUCAUUACCGGCGAUUACUUGGCGGAAGCCCAGAAGCUCGCCGGCGAGCCUGAUUCACUCGAGACGGGGUGGGCUCGGACUGCCCUCGAGGGUCUGCGGUUGACGCUGCCUCUGGCAAACGAAAAACGCAUCAAGAUCAUCAUCAACGGGGGCGGGCUUAACCCGCGAGGCUUGGCUGAGAAGACACACGGGAUGAUCAAAGACGAGCGACUAAGCCUGCGUGUUGCCUACAUAGACGGGGACGAUCUCAUGCACAAGGUUCACAGAAUACUGCCGGACGCAGCAACGGCUUCUAAAAAUCACCUGGAUUCAGCCAACCAAGAAGUGCAGCUUGCGGCGGACGCCCUGUCUUUCCUCCAGGACCCCGAAAACAUGCCCAUACUAGCGGCCAGGGCCUACCUCGGAUACCGCGGCAUAAAGCGCGCUUUGGAGGGAGGCGCCGACAUCGUCAUAUGCGGCCGGGUGGCUGAUGCGUCGCCCGUCCUCGGAGCCGCCGCCUGGUGGCACGGCUGGGACGAAACAGACUACGAUGCGCUUGCCGGAACGCUGGUCGCCGGCCAUCUCAUCGAGUGUUCGACGUAUGUCACCGGCGGCAACUUCUCGGGAGCGCACAAGUAUCCCGUGAGCGCCUUUGUCAAUCUCGGCCUUCCGAUUGCCGAGGUUGCCCACCAAGGGGAAUGCGUCAUCACCAAGCACGAGGACGCAGGUGGUUUUGUCACACCAGACACGGUUCGAAGUCAGCUGCUGUACGAGCUGCAAGGAAACGUGUACCUCAACAGCGACGUCAAGGCAGAUUUGAGCGGCGUCAGGGUCCAGCCCCAAGUCACGGAAAAUCGCGUCCACGUCUCGGGCGUCAAGGGCUAUCCGCCGCCGCCCACCACCAAGCUGGCCGUGUUCUACCGAGGCGGCUACCAGCUGGAGAUCCUGAUGAACGCGUGCGGAUACGCGACGGACCACAAGUGGGACGUGCAAGAGGCCCAGGUCAGGGGCAAGCUGGACGAAUGGGGCCUCCUGGACAAGCUCGACGUGCUGGACUUUCAGAGAAUCGGCACGCCGCAGGAGAACCCGGUCUCGCAGCUCGCCUCCACGACGUACAUGAGGAUCUUUGCGCAGGCCAGGGAGAAGAGCGUGUGCCGAGCCGUGGCCGGCGCCUGGAACGUCGUCUUCAUGAGCCACUUCCCAGGCGCGCACUGCUCCUGGGACCUGCGCACGCUUGCGCCGAAACCCUUCCUCGGCUACUGCCCGGUUCUCGUGGACCAGGGAGAAAUCUGCGAAUCGGCCGUCAUCCUCACAGACAGGGACGAGCCCGGGAGGCGAGACGCAAUCCCCGUCGGUCCGCCUCGGAUCACGGAGCCGCUCCUCCCGCGGCUCAACUACGAGACCGACAGCCCGGUGGCGCUCGACUCCUUCGGGCCCAAGACGAUGCGGCCCCUUGGCGACGUCGUCCUCGGCCGCUCGGGCGACAAGGGCGGCAACGUCAACCUCGGCCUCUUCGUGCAGACCAAAGACCAGUUCGACUGGCUGCGCUCCUUCAUGACGAGAGACAAGCUCAAGGAGCUGAUGCGCAAAGACUGGCGCGACUGGUACGCCGUCGAGCGCGUCGAGUUUCCCGACAUCUACGCCGUGCAUUUCGUCGUCUACGGCGCGCUGGGCAGGGGCGUCAGCAGCUCCAAGUUGCUGGACAACUUGGGCAAGGGCUUCGGCGAGUUCAUCCGCGCCGGCUGGGUGCCGAUCCCGACGAGGUUUCUGCACGAGAACCCGGCGCACCCGUGA
This is a messenger RNA of Metarhizium album ARSEF 1941, 1881 nucleotides long. Its product is annotated as DUF1446 domain-containing protein. Bases 1 to 1881 code for a protein of 626 amino acids. The record is from RefSeq and is a predicted model, not a curated record. Lineage: Eukaryota; Fungi; Ascomycota; Sordariomycetes; Hypocreales; Clavicipitaceae. The transcript is spliced from 5 exons.